AUGUCGGUGCAGUCAAAAAUGCUGGAAGUGGCCCUCGAUCCGGAUAAACGGAGAAAGUAUUUAUUGGGCGGAAUCGCGACGAUCGUGCUCUCCACGGUCGGGGCAAAGUUUUAUUCAGAGGUAUGCGACAAAAAGUGGAAGGCAAAGAAUGGCGUCAAAUUGGGGCAUGCGCACCAAAAGAAUCCAUACAGGACGAGGAAGGCUUUUGACCCGGAAUUUAUUGCACAGCUCCGCACGUUGCUGAAGAUCAUGGUGCCCGGGCUGUUUACGAAAGAAGCUUUUUGCCUUGGCGUUCACUCGCUAAUUCUCGUGACAAGGACCUUCAUUUCGAUCUAUGUGGCAUCACUGGAAGGGAGACUUGUAAAGGCGAUCGUGGAGCAGCGUGGGUGGCACUUUGCAAUGCUGCUGUGUCGAUGGUUGGGUGUUGCCAUCCCGGCCACUCUAAUCAAUUCCCUGAUUCGUUUCUUCGAAUCUCUUCUUUCUCUUCAAUUCCGAACAAGACUCACCCAGCAUGCAUAUUCACAAUAUUUCUCCGAUGAUACCUACUAUAAGGUGUCAAACCUUGAUGGCCGCCUAGCAAAUGCAGAUCAAUGUUUGACAGAAGAUGUGUCGACAUUUGCCCAAUCGGUCGCGCAUCUAUAUUCACAUCUGACGAAGCCACUCCUCGAUAUUGCACUCAUCACGGGAACUCUAUUGAUGAUGGCCCGCAAGAGAUCAGCCUCGAAGCAUACAUUCCUUCCAAUGAGUCUGGCUGCCGUUGUUAUUGGGGGAACCGCUCAGAUAUUGAAGGCCAUAUCGCCGAGAUUCGGCGCGAUGGUGGCCGAGGAGGCGAAGCGGAAGGGGCAUCUCCGAUUCCUCCAUUCUCGCGUCAUCACCAAUUCCGAAGAAAUUGCCUUUUAUGGAGGGCAUCAAGCCGAAGAAGAACAAUUGAAUGGGGCGUUUAAUAGCCUCAAAAAACAAUCAAUGCUCAUCUACAAAAAGAGGAUUUUGUAUAUUAUGAUGGAGCAAUUCCUGAUGAAAUACGUGUGGUCAGCCACGGGAAUGGUAAUGAUCGCCCUCCCAAUCCUUCAUGCUCAAAAUGCUCGUAAUGACGAAGAUCAAUUAAUCGAUGAAUUGCCAGAUGGAGGAGUGAGUGAAAGGACAAAGGGCUUCUCCACAGCCAAACAUCUUCUCUAUCAAUCGGCCGAUGCCGCCGAGAGACUGAUGAGCUCGUAUAAGGAGAUAACGGAACUGCAAGGGUACACGAGUCGAGUGCACGAAAUGUUCCGUGUAUUUGAAGAGACGAAAAAGAACCGCUUCGAGCGGGUUACGGUAUCGGAGAAUGAUGAAGAAAAUGGAGGAGGAAAGAGAGAACGAUUCGACACCACCAGGAUUCUUGGUGAAAUCUCGGAAACGACGGACGGCUCUAUCAUUCUGGAUCGAGUGCCAAUCGUCACCCCAAAUGGAGAUGUCGUUGUGAGAGAAAUGAGCCUUCAAUUGCCCCGUUCGAUGCAUCUCCUCAUCACUGGGCCCAACGGAUGCGGGAAAUCAUCGCUAUUUCGAGUAUUGGGAGGGCUGUGGCCAUUGUACAGAGGGCACCUCCGACGACCGAAGAAACACGACAUGUACUACAUCCCGCAACGGCCGUAUAUGACGCUGGGAACGCUCAGGGAUCAGGUGAUCUACCCGGAUACGGCAUGGCAAAUGAGAAGGAAGGGAAUUACCGAUGGAGAUCUCGAAGCCAUUCUACAUAUUGUACAUUUGAAUCAUGUUGUCCAGCGGGAAGGAGGGUGGAAUGCUCGAAAUGACUGGAUGGAUGUAUUGUCUGGAGGGGAAAAGCAGAGGAUGGGAUUGGCGAGGAUAUUCUAUCAUAGACCUCAAUGGGCCCUCCUUGAUGAAUGUACAUCAGCCGUUUCAAUCGAUGUCGAGGGUGCCAUCUAUCAAGCGAUAAAAGACCAUGGCAUUUCUCUGCUCACCGUAACCCAUCGGCCCUCGCUCUGGAAAUUCCACACGCACAUCCUGCAAUAUGACGGAACCGGAGAGUAUGUGCUCAACGAAUUGAGUGGUGCGGAAGAGCGUCUAUCGCUUGAAGAGGAAAAGAAGGAUUUGGAGCGAAAGAUCCACUCAAUUCCAACUGUUCAUCAACGACUCGAAGAAGUCAAUCAGCUGUUGACGCCGACGUUUGACGGACACGUGGUCGUGGAUCUGCAACAGGAGACGACAUUC
This is a messenger RNA of Mesorhabditis spiculigera, 2205 nucleotides long. The record is from the annotation of a GenBank genome assembly. Lineage: Eukaryota; Metazoa; Nematoda; Chromadorea; Rhabditida; Rhabditidae.